ACAGCAACAAUGUUUUUUUCAAGGGAACACACAAAUGUUAUAAUUUCAACUUUAUGAUCUCGUUUUCAAUUUUUUUUUUAAUUUCACUUCACUCUUCACCAUCUCCGAUUUCAACAAAACCCUAACACCUUCAUCUCUUCAAACCAAACACCAUUUUCAUUUCCAAAUAUAAAAACCCUAACCCUAAUUUCCUUCAAUUUCAUGAAACCACCGUAAUUUUAUCCCCAAUUCCGAAAAUGCCCCCACACGGUGGCGAUUCCACCACCGUAACCGGUAACGGAACAAUGGCGAAUUCGAGAAUGAGGCUGAGAUUGAACCCUAACAAGGAUCACAAACCAGAAGGUUACGAUGAUCUUGAAUUGGAUUUCAGUCCUUCGAUUUUCAGCUCGUUGGAGAAACAUCUUCCUCCGAAUAUGCUCGUUUUUUCGCGUGAUGAUAAAGCUAAAUUCAUGCGUGAGAUUUUGCUCAAGUAUCUUCCUAAUGGUGAACGUCACAGAACUCAGAAGCAUAAAGAAUACAGACAGAAGAUAAAUUCACAUUAUCAGCCUUUGCAUCACGAGUUGUACACUUUGAAUCCUACGGCAUUCUUUGUGCCGACAUUUCUGAAAGCAAUAAGUGAUAAUACAGAGCAAAGCUUUAGAAGCAUAAUAUCCGAGCCCUCUCCAGACAUUUAUGUAUUUCAAAUGUUUCAGCCAGAGUUUUGUGAGUUGCUGCAAGCUGAGAUUGAAAAUUUUGAGAAAUGGGUGGCUGAAGCAAAAUUUCGGAUCAUGCGUCCCAAUAGAAUGAAUAAAUAUGGUGCUGUACUUGAUGACUUUGGCCUUGAACCAAUGCUUGACAAGCUUAUGGAUGAUUUUGUUCGUCCUUUAUCUAGAGUCUUCUAUCCAGAAGUUGGAGGAGCAACCUUGGAUUCACAUCAUGGAUUUGUUGUUGAAUAUGGUGAAGAUAAAGAUCUUGAUUUGGGUUUCCAUGUGGAUGACUCGGAAGUAACCCUGAAUGUUUGCUUGGGUAAGGAAUUUUCUGGAGGGGAGUUGUUUUUUCGAGGAACAAGAUGUGAGAAACAUGUAAAUACAGGAAGUCAACCAGAGGAAGUCUUUGAUUAUUCCCAUGUCCCUGGACGGGCUGUGCUUCAUCGUGGUCGACACCGUCAUGGUGCUAGAGCGACAACAUCUGGGCAUCGAAUGAACUUCCUUAUGUGGUGCAGAAGUUCUGUCUUCAGAGAGAUGAAACUGCAUCAAAAGGAUUUUUCCAGUUGGUGUGGUGAAUGCAACCGCAUGAAAAUGGAAAGACAACGCUCCACAUGUGCUGCUACCAGAUUGGAGUUGAUCGCAAAGGAAGGCGAAUCCACUGCGUAGUUUCUUUUGCUCAGUGGAUAGUUGUAAAAUAUUAUAGCUGCAAUUAUUAGUCAAGUAACUUAUGAUUUAAAUAAGCUGUGAUAUGUCCUAAAACAUUGUAAUGGUUUCUCUGAAGCCUAUUAUUGUCUUUCAGGGGGUGUAUGUAAGCCGGUUUAAUGCUCAUCGAUACUGUCAUUGUCAUUUUUGAUGCAUGAAACCAUAGUAAGGUUACUAGCAAUAUAGCUUUAGGCUGUAAUUAACUUUUCCUGAAGUUUCUCAGGUUAAUCGACUAUUGCAACAUCUAGUUUUAUAUUUUUAAAAA
Messenger RNA from Medicago truncatula (barrel medic), 1653 nucleotides. Its product is annotated as 2-oxoglutarate and iron-dependent oxygenase domain-containing protein CP2. Lineage: Eukaryota; Viridiplantae; Streptophyta; Magnoliopsida; Fabales; Fabaceae. The record is from RefSeq and is a predicted model, not a curated record. Bases 237 to 1352 code for a protein of 371 amino acids. Gene Ontology annotation, molecular function: L-ascorbic acid binding; iron ion binding; oxidoreductase activity, acting on paired donors, with incorporation or reduction of molecular oxygen. The transcript is spliced from 9 exons.